AUGCUCAUCAUGUCAAUUUUCAUUUCUUAUCAUAUUCUCUACUGUUCAUAUCACACGCCUCACUUCGGCGUGAUUUCAUCUCUCUCUCUCUCUCUCUCUAUUAGAUACUUUUUCUCUCUCAUUCUCUCUCUCUCUCUCUCUCUCCAUCAGGUUCUUUUUUCGUUCACUCAUUUAAUCUCUCUCUCUCUCUCUCUCUCUCUCUCUCUCUCUCUCUCAGAUAUACUUUCUCUUUCAAGCUCUUCAUAUCUUUCUCUAUUAUAUUCUCUUUCUCUUUGGCACUUUUCAAGUCUCUUUCACCCUCGUCCUCUCUCCCUAUCUCAGCCUCUCUAUCACGCUCACAUUCUCCCUGUUCAUAUCUCUCUCUCUCUAUCAGAAUCUCUUUUUCUUUCAUUCUUUUCAUCUCUCUCUUUCGAUCAGAUUAUCUCUCUCUGUCUCUGUUUAUAUAUCACACUCUUUCCUUCUGCCAGAUUCCAUUUCUAUUUCUUCCAGUUCAUAUCUCUUUCUAUAUAUCUCUCUGUUAGGCUCUCGUUUUAUUUCACUGUUUAUAUCUCUAUCAGGUUGCCUUUCUCUUUCACUCUCUCUCUCUCUCUUUCUCUCUCUCUCUUUCUUUCAGAUUCUUUUUCUCUUUUACUCUGUUCAUAUCUAUCUCUCUAUCACGUUCUCUUUCUAUUUCAUUCACCUUAUAUUUGUCUAUCAGAUUUUCUUUCUCUUUCACUCUCACCAUAUUUCUAUCUAUCACCUUCUCUUUCUCUUUCACUGGUGUUCAUUAUCUAUCUAUCUAUGUUUCUAUCUAUCUAUCUAUCUAUCUAUCUAUCUAUCUAUCUAUCUAUCUGUCUGUCUGUCUUUCUAGCGCUAUACGUCUAA
This is a messenger RNA of Acanthosepion pharaonis, 864 nucleotides long. The record is from the annotation of a GenBank genome assembly. NCBI's taxonomy places the organism in Eukaryota, Metazoa, Mollusca, Cephalopoda, Sepiida, Sepiidae.